AGGAUCAUUGAACCUUGAAGAGACAGCCGUCUCCUUUCAUAGAUUAUUAAGCAGAUUUGGGAUUUAGUGGUUUCCUCGGCUCUGUGAGACACACCAGGCUGGACACCUUCCAACUAUGGACAAGACUAUUUUAGUAUUCUUCAUUCUGCUGAGCACUGCAGCUGAAAGCAGCCUGGGAUGUAAUUGUGAGCAAUACGCAUGGAGUUCUUGGUCCAGGUGUUCAAAAACAUGCAAUUAUGGAAUCCAGAGUAGAGACAGGCAAAUAAUAUAUGAUACUUACUUUGUAAACAAUUUUUGUGGAAAACUUUGCACACUCUCAGAAUCUCGGGCAUGCAAUAAACAGGCAUGUCCUAUCAACUGCCAGCUUGGAGAUUUUGGUCCCUGGUCAAAAUGUGAUCCAUGUGUUAAAAAACAAUUUCGGAGCAGGUCUCUGCUACGCCCAUCUCAGUUUGGGGGACAGCCCUGUUCUGAGCAGUUGGUGGAUUCCCGAAGAUGCUUCCCAACUAAACUUUGUAACAUUGAAGAAGUUGAUUGCAGGAACAAAUUCCAAUGUGAAAAUGGUCGUUGUAUCGCCAACAAGUUGGAAUGCAAUGGAGAAAAUGACUGUGGGGACAACUCUGAUGAAAGGAACUGUAGACAGAAAAAGUCUGUGUGCAACAAGAUAUAUGGCAGCAUCCCUGGUGUGCAGUUAAUGGGCCAGGGAUUUAAUCUUUUGGCAGGGAAAAGCUGUGGCGAUAUCUUUGAUAAUACAUUCAAUGGAGGAAAAUGCAUAACAGUAAAGAACAAUGAGACAAGAAAAACAUUUCGUGUCCCUGCAAAUCUUGAGACUGUCAGCUUUCAGGUGGAAAAUCAAGAGGAUGAUUUGAAAACACAAUUUUAUAGUAAAUUAACUACCAUGGGACAACGUGAUUUUAAGUCUGGGAUACACUUAGGCUUCAGUGGCUCUUCUUCUGGGAUCCCCUAUCUUUGGGGUACAGAUACACACACAAGUUCCUCAUCAUCUGCUUCCUUCAAAGAAAUUAUUGAUGCCUCUCAUAAAAUGAAUUCCAACUUUGUUAGGAUCUAUAAAGUGAUUGCAGUUUCAAACUUCACUCUGAAAAAGAAUGAUUUGCUGCUUUCAGGCACAUUUCUACAAGCACUUAAUAACCUGCCCUUGGAGUACAACUAUGAGCUGUAUAGUAGAAUAUUUGAUGAUUUUGGAACUCAUUACUACACUACUGGUUCGGUGGGUGGCACAUAUGACCUUCUUUAUCAGUACAGUACAGAAGAAUUGAAAAAUUCAGGUCUAACAGAGAGCACAAUUAUAAAGUGUGUCAUGCAAGAAACAACACGCACCUACUUUUUCUUCCUGAAAUUCACCGAGUAUUUUAAUGAAUGCUCCAACAACAGAAUAACAGAACGCUAUGAAGGUUCAAUAUUGCAGUCAGCUGAACGCUCUUUUUCACUGGUGAAAGGUGGAAGGGCAGAGUAUGCUGGAGCUCUGGCCUGGGAGAAAAAAGGGGCUUUUCCAGGGCAAAAAGUAUUCACAGACUGGCUGGAAUCAACAAAGGAGAAUCCUGUUGUGGUUAGUUAUGAGCUUGCCCCAAUUCUGAACGUAGUGAAGAACUUUCCAUGUGCUGUGACUAAACGCCGCAACCUCUGGAGAGCCCUAAUUGAAUACAUGGACAGAUUUGACCCUUGUAAAUGUGCCCCCUGUCCCAAUAAUGGCAAACCUGUGUUAUCUGGAACAGAGUGUCUCUGUGUGUGUCAAGCUGGAACCUAUGGGGAUAACUGUGAGAAACGAGCACCAGAUUACACAUCAGUUGAAGUUGAUGGUUAUUGGAGCUGUUGGUCUUCAUGGAGCCCAUGUGAUGCUUCUUUUAAGAGAAGAAGAACCCGUGAGUGUAAUAACCCCUCACCACUGAAUGGUGGACAGCCAUGCAAGGGCGAAAGUGAGCAAGAAGAAGACUGUUAUGUCUCAUUGUUUGCUGACAAGGGAGCCCCAUGCAUAAAUGAUGAUGAAGAAAGGCGUGAGGUGGAUAUUUAUAUUGCUGAACCUGAAUCUGGAUGCCUUGCACCAGUCCCACCAGAAAAUGGCUUCAUCAGGAAUGAGAAAAGAGAUUACUUAGUUGGGGAAGAAGCUGAGGUUGCCUGCAUGACUGGAUAUGACCUUGUGGGAUACCAGUUCCUUAGGUGUUUACCAGAUAAAACCUGGAUACAAGAAAGCAUCGAGUGCCUGCCUGCAGUCUGCCUUAGACCAUUAACUUCUGAUAGCAUCUCAGUAGUCCCACUUAAAAAAGAGUACAAAAUGAAUGAAACCAUACAGUUAAGAUGUCCUCCUGGCUUCAUUGUUACUGGUCAAAAGCACUAUACUUGUGGGAAAGAGAUGUCCUGGAUACCUCCUCUGGAUACCUCCUCACUUACUUGUGAAAAAGAUGAGCAAACAAGGAUAAGAGGUCAUUGCAAGCUAGGAGAAAAACAAGUUGGAUCCCAAUGUGUUUGCACAUCUCCAGAUGAAGACUGUGGGCAUGACUCUGAAGAUAUCUGCCUACUAAAUGCAGAUACCAAACAGAACUUUACAGAGCCCAGCUGUGAGUAUUUAGCUGAAAGAUGCCAGGGUGAACAACAGUUCCAUUUCCUGCAUUUGGGCCCCUGCGAUGAUAGUAUUGACCUGAAGUGGGCCACAGAAAGGGUAAACCUUUCUAUCAGCAGCAUAAAGAAAGACCACUGUGGAUAUGACACAUGUUAUGACUGGGAAAUGUGUACAGAGUCACAGUGCCUCUGCCUCAUGCCAUACCAGUGUCCAAGGGAUGAGAACCAGCCUUAUUGUGUCCGAAUGGGAUCUACACGCAGAAAGAAGACGUCCAACCUCUGUAUACUGGGAGCAAUGUUGUGUGCUAAAAUGAAGAUAGAAAUAUUAUAUCCUGGGAAAUGUGUAGAUUAACAUGUU
Molecule: messenger RNA, 2929 nt
Organism: Alligator sinensis (Chinese alligator)
Lineage: Eukaryota; Metazoa; Chordata; Crocodylia; Alligatoridae
Product: complement component C6-like
Exons: 19
Coding region: 116-2923 (935 amino acids)
Biological process (GO): immune response
Cellular component (GO): membrane attack complex
Molecular function (GO): protein binding
Source: RefSeq, a predicted model, not a curated record